This is a messenger RNA of Scedosporium apiospermum, 345 nucleotides long. RefSeq lists its product as uncharacterized. The transcript has 4 exons. NCBI's taxonomy places the organism in Eukaryota, Fungi, Ascomycota, Sordariomycetes, Microascales, Microascaceae. Gene Ontology annotation, molecular function: RNA binding; ribosomal small subunit binding; translation initiation factor activity. The record is from RefSeq and is a predicted model, not a curated record. Gene Ontology annotation, cellular component: eukaryotic 43S preinitiation complex. The coding region runs from base 1 to 345 and encodes 114 amino acids. Gene Ontology annotation, biological process: translational initiation.
AUGUCAAUCGAAAAUCUCAAGACCUACGAUCCCUUCGCCGAGGCCGACGAAGACACCGGAGAAACCAAGCAGACGCAGAAUUACAUCCAUAUACGUAUUCAACAGCGCAAUGGACGUAAGACCUUGACCACGGUCCAAGGUCUUCCUAAAAAAUUUGACCAAAAGAAAAUCCUCAAGGUCAUCAAGAAGAAAUUCGCUUGCAAUGGCACCAUCGUCAACGACACCGAGAUGGGCGAGGUGAUCCAGCUCCAGGGUGACCAGCGCAAAGAUGUCCAGGAGUUUCUGGUAGACAAGAAGGAAGGCCUUGAGCUCGACCCCAAGACCAUUAAGGUCCAUGGAUUCUAA